This is a messenger RNA of Humulus lupulus (European hop), 2053 nucleotides long. Its product is annotated as protein EDS1L-like. Gene Ontology annotation, biological process: defense response; lipid metabolic process. The transcript is spliced from 3 exons. NCBI's taxonomy places the organism in Eukaryota, Viridiplantae, Streptophyta, Magnoliopsida, Rosales, Cannabaceae. The coding region runs from base 59 to 1846 and encodes 595 amino acids. The record is from RefSeq and is a predicted model, not a curated record.
AAUACAACUAAAGCAAAGCAUCUUCUGCGCCAGAAAAGAAAAAUCCUUGUUGAGAAAGAUGAUGGCUAAUGAAAAGCCUGAAGCUUUGGUGGCCCGGAAUGAAGAGCUCAUCAAGAGAGCUUACUCUGAGGCCAUGAAGGCUCAUAAGUCAAAAGAGAAAUUCCUGAGAAAACCUAGUGCUGAAGUUAUUAUUUACAGCUUUCCGGGAUCUUGGUCCGUCACAGGUUGGUAUGGCGACAAAAGUACAUUUGGAGAAAAGGAAAUUGAUCUUCAACUUUUCCCUUCAAUGAGAAGUUUUUGCAACGACAAAAAUGCACAAGUGAAUGAAGCUUUUGAGAGUAGACUCAAGUCAAUAUUGGAGAAGCUUGAACGAAAGGUACAAAAGGAUGCAGAAGAGAAGAAGCAAAUAGUAUUUACAGGGCAUUCUUCAGGGGGUCCAAUUGCUGUUCUAGCCACAAUCUGGUUGUUGGAAAAAGCUAGAAAACAAAACAUCAAUAUCUCAACUCCUCCACUCUGUGUCACUUUUGGAUCUCCUCUAGUAGGAAACCAUAUCUUUGCUCAUGCUCUCCGGAGACAGAAUUGGUCCAACCACUUCAUCCAUUUCGUUACGAGAUUCGACAUUGUCCCUCGAGUCUUUCUUGCUCCUCGUCCGACCAACAUACAACAUUUUGAAACAAUCCUCAAAUCCUUGAGUGGACGAUCAAAAGUACCAGACCAAUUGGCUCAAGAUUACUUCGAGGAAGUGAUGAGGAAUGUGUUGACUCUUACAAGCCACGUUGCUUGUAAGCUCAUGGAAAACACAAAUCUGCUGCUGGAAACUUUGACGAGCUUCAUCGAGCUAAGUCCUUACAGACCUUUUGGGGUUUAUGCCUUCUCCGAUGGGCCAAAAAAGCUUGUCACUUUGGACAACUCCAACGCUGUUUUGCAGCUCUUGUUUUACUCUUGUCAGCCGAGUGUGGAGACUGAAGUUUCGGAUAUUGCCAAAAGAAGCUUGGAAGAUCAUCAUACCUACGAAACUCAACUGCAAACCUGUCAUAAAGACUACAACUCAGGUGGCGCAAUGAAAUCAGAUACUUACCAGAUGGAUACGAUAAACAAGGCUGCGGAUGUCUUUGAACUGAGUACAAGCGGCAGAUUGUGCCUGAUGGCGGCAGGAGAGUUAGAGGAGCAAAAGAAGAGAAACCUAAAAACAGUUGAAGAAAAGUACAUAGAAAUGGAAAAGACAUUGAAAGAUAUAGAGAGUUACAAGACCAAUUGUGAGCUUCACAAACUUGGAUACUAUGAUUCCUUCAAGCACCAAAAGAGCCAAAAGGACUUCAAUGCCAAUGUCAAGAGGCUGGUUAUAGCAGGCAUCUGGGAUGAGAUUCUUGAAAUGUUGAAAGGGUACAAACUCCCCGACGAAUUCGAGGGCCAAGAAAAGUGGAUAGCGCGAGGAACUCGGCACCGCCGCCUUGUCGAGCCACUAGACAUAGCCAACUUCUACAGACACCUCAAGAAUGAAGACACUGGAUCGUACAUGGCAGGAGGCAGACCCAAACGUUACAAGUUCCCUCAACGAUGGUACGAGCAUGAUAAACAGAUGGGAGAAGGUGAUAGUGGGGAGUCCUGCUUUUGGGCAGAGGUGGAGGAGCUCUGUAACAAUGGAAACAAGGAUGAGAAAGAUAAGAAGAUUCAAGAACAGAAGGUUGAUAAAGCUAAGAAGAUUCAAGAACGGGUUUUACAGUGGAAGAAAGAUGGUGUUAUAGGAAACGAUGUGUUCUUACGUAAUUCCACCUUUGUUAAGUGGUGGGACUCCCUUCCUUUGCAAAUCAAGGCAAAUGGCAUUGAGCCCCUCGUCCAUGGUUGAUGGUUCUGAAUACUCUUAAAAGAAGUUCGAUUUUACCCUUGUUUAGUAGUACAAUGUACUGAGUAUAUUAUUACGGAGAAGCAAUGAUCUCUAGUACCAAUAUACAAAAAAAAAAAAAACAUUUCAAUAUAUAUAUAUAUAUAUAUAUCUUGAAAGGAGGAUUGUGGUGUCCCUGGCAGGAAUAAGUCCUUUAUGUGGUCCCAGAAA